Messenger RNA from Macrobrachium nipponense, 1242 nucleotides. RefSeq names its product sushi, von Willebrand factor type A, EGF and pentraxin domain-containing protein 1-like. The coding region runs from base 152 to 934 and encodes 260 amino acids. Lineage: Eukaryota; Metazoa; Arthropoda; Malacostraca; Decapoda; Palaemonidae. The transcript is spliced from 5 exons. The record is from RefSeq and is a predicted model, not a curated record.
AUUUGAAUCGGAUGGGUCUUCAUUGGGCAGCGGAGUGGGCACCUAUAUAAGGCGGGGCGGUGCAGCUGGCCCUCAGUAAGAUUUGCAGUUUAGACCGAGUUGGUUGAAAGUUGAAACAAGCUAGAAAGAAGCAACAAAGACAGGAGGCAUAAUGAACGCUGCAUCGUACUGCCUGUUAGUGCUGGCUCUGUUUGGAGUCAGCUGUACAUCCUAUACGCCCACGGGAGGAUAUAUAUCCCGUCGUCAGGUGACGGAAUCAUGUCCUCCCAGGCUGCCCUUGUCUAAGAUUAUGCUGAACCAGUCAAACUACAUCCAAUACGUCCACUACUUAACGCCGAUUCCUGAUGUUAAGAGCUUUACCAUACAAUACUGGUUUAAUCUAAUCAAUACGGCAAGGACUUCCACGCCAUUUGAUUAUACACGGAGAGGCCCAUCCAACAGCACCAUCAGGAUACAACUGGUGAAAGGUCAGCCACAGAGAUGGGUCCUUUACAUCAACGAGGUUUUGGUCAGCGACGUAGUGUCUCCCCCUGUCAGAUCCGGUCAGUGGCACUUCAUGGUCCACUCAUGGAACUCCUGGACAGGAACCUGGAGCAUUUACAUGGACGGCGUCCUCUUAGGAACAGGCGCAUCUCCCCAGGGAACUGGUCUAGUCGUACAGGGAGGCGGAGAGGCUUACUCUGGGCAGCGCCAGAACACUGGUGACGGCAUGGACAGGGGCGAGGGUCUAGAAGGAUGGAUGUCCCUCUUCCAGAUGUCGAUCCGUCCUUUACUGAACCCGACCUCGGUAGAAACCUUGAGGAUAGUUGCCCAGCUUGGUUCAAGCUGCAACGGCUUGUACAGCGGCGAUCUCAUUAGCUGGACCGCCACACCAAGGAAGGAUUACGGCGGGGUUCAAGAGACACCGGCCCGCCCUCUGUGUGGGAACUUCUAGACCUAGAGACUUUUUUUAACUUCAGUCCUGCCUUUAAGAUGUUUGUUUGUGAUAUUUAUUUUAUUUAACUUCACGGUGUUAAGACAAGUGAUGUGCAUGGUUGAUCCAAGUAUGUCCGGUUUCGCAGAAGUGGUAGAGGAAUGUCUUUCGAAACUAAGCAAGAAGAAAGUUAAAAGAUAUAAGAUAAGAUGAUGUUCACUUAAGAAACCUAUGCACUGAGAAGACGGCGUGAAACACAGUUGAUGUGUAAAAUUAACAUUCCAACAACUCUUGUACUUGUUGAACAGUUGUAGACAUUUUUGGGGACA